AUGACAACCCAACAUCCUGCGAUCAUGAACCGCAAACGCUCGCGUCUUGCUCCAGAUUCUGACGACGAAGAUGCACAGCAACGGCGCGAACCGUCGCCCGCCCUCCCCACGUUCAGCGACACGUUGAAAAGAAGCAAAACACAAUGCGAACUAGAUGACUUGGACAUGAUAGGCAUAGAGAAAGCAUGGCAUAUUGAUGUGGAUGCUAUACUGGCCAGCGAGACGCUUGCUACUGCGCCGGGGAGUAUGUUGGCAGUGCACGACAAUUGGGGAAGAUACGGAAAAGACGAGUCGAUAGUCGUGAUCUGCGUGCAGGGAAACAUGCAUUUACACUAUGAUCUGCUGUGCGAAUCACUACCAUCCCUCUAUACCCUGUCGCCAUCUCUACAAGCAUUAGUUCUCUGCCACGAUCCGUCUACACACACACUUUCCACUACGGCCCCGUUUUCGCUUCCGCUGAUACAAGCUGUUGCGCCUUUACAGAACCACUUCGUACGGCUAGGACUACUGCACCCCCUCGGUGGAGGCAAGCUGCCGUUAGAUGCGUUGGUCGUAUUGGAUUGGAAAGGUAGACGCAGGUUGGUAUUGCCGUUUGGCUGGGGAGCUGGCAAGCAUGUGGGGACGCCUGCUGGUGGAAGCAUACAAACGCAGUUGGUGAAGUUGCUGAUGCACUGUGUUGACACUUUGGAACAAGAGAGAGAUCAGACGUGA
Molecule: messenger RNA, 711 nt
Organism: Dothidotthia symphoricarpi CBS 119687
Lineage: Eukaryota; Fungi; Ascomycota; Dothideomycetes; Pleosporales; Dothidotthiaceae
Exons: 2
Coding region: 1-711 (236 amino acids)
Source: RefSeq, a predicted model, not a curated record